Molecule: messenger RNA, 1938 nt
Organism: Closterium sp. NIES-65
Lineage: Eukaryota; Viridiplantae; Streptophyta; Zygnematophyceae; Desmidiales; Closteriaceae
Source: the annotation of a GenBank genome assembly
AUGUCGCACGGCGACACAACCGCUAAGGCUGACGCGUCGCUCCGCUCGGAUCGAGGCGCGAACUCUCCGCAGCAGAAGCAGCACGCGCAGCAGCAGGCACACCAGCAGCAGCAGCAGUCAGCAAGCAGCAGCAGCAGCAGCGGAACCCGAUCAAUUCAAACUUCGUCUGUUUCUCGGAGCGAGGACGGGGGAGCAGCGGUGCCGUCUGGUGGGGAGGCCGAGGUGACAGAAACUGAAACGGAAAACGCAAACGGACAGGCUCCUGCUUCUGCGGCCGCCACUUCCGCUGAUGGCGAAACGCGAAGGGCAGACGGAGAGUCGCACGCGAGCGAUCCUGCGUCGCAGCCGUCGCAUCCGCCGCAGGCGUCGCAGCAGGUGUCGUUCAAUCCGCUAGCAGGGGUCGCUCCAUCGAUCGCCGCGCAGACGUUCACGUUUCGCGAGCUCGAGCGUGCGACGGGCGGGUUUUCGAAGAAGAACUUUGUAGGGGAAGGCGGCUUCGGACGCGUUUAUAAGGGAAAGCUGGAGUCUACUGGCCAGAUUGUAGCCGUGAAGCAGCUCGACCGUAACGGAAUGCAGGGCAACAGAGAGUUUCUCGUGGAGGUGCUCAUGCUGUCGCUGUUACACCACCCGCAUCUCGUGAACCUGAUUGGUUACUGCGCCGAUGGCGACCAGCGGCUAUUGGUGUACGAAUUCAUGGCAAACGGCGCACUUGAGGACCAUCUACAUGGUAAGAAAAAAAUUCAAAAUGCUAUAUCCACUUGCCGGAGGGCAAAGAGCCGUUGGAAUGGAACAUGCGCAUGCACGUGGCUGCUGGCGCCGCCAAGGGCCUCGAAUAUCUACACGUCAAGGCGAAUCCUCCUGUCAUAUAUCGCGAUUUCAAAUCAUCAAAUAUCCUUCUCGACGAAUCAUGGCACCCGAAGCUCUCCGAUUUCGGCCUCGCGAAAACUGGGCCCGGUUGGCGACAAAACGCACGUUUCCACGCGAGUCAUGGGAACGUACGGUUACUGUGCACCCGAGUACGCCAUGACGGGUCAGCUUACAGUGAAGUCGGACGUGUACAGUUUCGGUGUCGUGCUUUUGGAGCUUAUUACGGGUCGGCGGGCGAUUGACAUGAGGAGGCGACACGGCGAGCACAAUCUAGUCGCAUGGUACUUUCCAUUGCACAUGCCUUUCAGAGCUAUACUCAUAUUCCACAUCCCUCCCUCUCCACCUCCCCCCCUCCCCCACCCCCUCCCCUCCCUUCCCUCUCGCUCCUCCCCUUUCCCCCCUCCCCUCCGCCUCUCCCCCACCCUCCAGGCUCGACCACUGUUCAAAGACCGGCGGAAGUUUCCAGCCAUGGCGGAUCCUGGCUUGAGGGGGCGCUACCCGAUGCGAGGGUUGUAUCAGGCGCUCGCAGUGGCGGCGAUGUGCUUGCAGGAGCAGGCAGCUCAGCGACCCAUGAUUGGCGAUGUGGUUACCGCAUUGAGCUACCUCGCCAACCAGCCGUUUGACCCGGAUAAGGUCACUAGGCCGCCACCUGGCACGCCGCAGCACAACCCAAUGGACCGCCGGAGCAACUCCAGCGGAGGCGGGGGAGGGGGCGAGCGCAAGGGCUCGCGCUCCCCCGCCCCCCACCACCACGGGGGGGUGAGACGCUCCGCACUCUCCCCCAUGCAAUCACCUGAUGUGAGGCACAUGCACCACCACCACGUGAACCACCACCGGUUCUCGGAACGGGGCGAGGAGGAAGGAGGGGGAGGGUCUGUGGGUGCUGCUGCUGGGUCGGCUAGUCCAAUGAGAGUGAGGGGUGGAGGGGGGUACAGAGAGGGGCCGGUGGGGUAUAGGGAGAGUCCGGGGCAUGGCGGGGUGGGGAGUGGAGGCAGGACGCGAAGAACCAGAAGGGGUAUGGGGAGAAUUGGAGGGCGCGAGGGGAGGAGAGAGUGGGAGGAGAAGAGGUAG